This is a messenger RNA of Cokeromyces recurvatus, 972 nucleotides long. Its product is annotated as maintenance of mitochondrial structure and function-domain-containing protein. The record is from RefSeq and is a predicted model, not a curated record. NCBI's taxonomy places the organism in Eukaryota, Fungi, Mucoromycota, Mucoromycetes, Mucorales, Mucoraceae. The transcript has 4 exons. Gene Ontology annotation, molecular function: protein binding; metallopeptidase activity. Bases 1 to 972 code for a protein of 323 amino acids. Gene Ontology annotation, biological process: proteasome-mediated ubiquitin-dependent protein catabolic process. Gene Ontology annotation, cellular component: proteasome regulatory particle; proteasome complex.
AUGCCUGCUACAACAACCGUUCAACCUUCAGUUAUAGCUCACGUACAUCCUCUUGUUUUACUUUCAGCAACUGAUCAUUAUAAUCGUGUUGCAAAGGAUACAAAAAAGCGCGUUGUUGGUGUUUUACUCGGUCAAAAUAAAGGAAAGACAGUUAAUAUUUCCAACAGCUUCGCUGUCCCUUUUGAAGAAGAUGAAAAGGAUCCUUCAGUUUGGUUUUUAGAUCAUAAUUAUGUCGAAGCAAUGAAUGACAUGUUCAAGAAAGUUAACGCAAAGGAAAAGCUAAUUGGAUGGUAUCAUAGUGGACCAAAACUUCGUUCAUCAGAUUUAGAAAUCAACGAACUUUUCAAGAGAUAUACGCCUAAUCCAGUUCUUGUCAUUAUUGAUGUUAAACCUAAUGAUGCCGAAAUACCCACAGAUGCUUAUUUUGCAAUUGAAGAAAUCAAGGAUGAUGGUACAGCUACAACAAAAACAUUCAUGCAUGUUCCAUCAGAGAUAGUUGCAGAGGAAGCAGAAGAAAUCGGUGUAGAACAUUUACUAAGAGAUAUUAAAGAUAAUGCAGUUGGUACAUUAUCCACACGUAUUGCUGCCCAGUUAUCAUCUUUGGGUGGUCUUCAAGGCCGUCUCGAAGAAAUUCGUGAUUAUCUUCAAAAAGUUGUGAGUGGUAAAUUACCUGUAAAUCACCAAAUUAUUUACAAUUUACAGGAUAUCUUCAAUUUACUCCCCAACCUUGAAAAUCAAGAUAUGGUCAACUCUUUCAGUACAAAAACAAAUGAUCAGUUAUUAUUAAUUUACUUGUCAAGUAUGAUUCGUGCUGUCAUUGCUCUUCAUAAUUUGAUUGAUAAUAAGAUUGAAAAUCUUAAGAACGAAAAUGCUUUGGAAAAUACAGAAGAGACUGAUAAGAAAGAAGUAAAGGACUCAGAUGCUGAUGUGAAGGAAGCUACUGAAAAAACAGAAGAUAUGCAAAUUGAAUAA